This is a messenger RNA of Telopea speciosissima, 3626 nucleotides long. Its product is annotated as SUPPRESSOR OF ABI3-5. Gene Ontology annotation, molecular function: RNA binding. The transcript has 16 exons. The coding region runs from base 181 to 3465 and encodes 1094 amino acids. Gene Ontology annotation, cellular component: nucleus. Gene Ontology annotation, biological process: mRNA splicing, via spliceosome. Lineage: Eukaryota; Viridiplantae; Streptophyta; Magnoliopsida; Proteales; Proteaceae. The record is from RefSeq and is a predicted model, not a curated record.
UCUCUCUCUUGCCCUAAUUUUUGUUCCCCGCAGAUCUAUCGUUGACGGAGGUGGAGUAGAAUUCUGUAGCGGUUUCGUGACUUGGAAGCAGUCAAGGAAAGCUUUUCAAAUCCUGCUCUCGAAACUUCUGAAAGAUCACCAAGGGCCUUGCAGGGGUAACUCCAUUGGAGCUUACAAGAAAUGGAUCCUGGACGAUAUGUACUGCAGCAAGGAUGGGAUAAUAACAGCGCUUUGGAGGGGUAUGGUUCAUUGCAUGAGCCAGACUACCGGGUUGGUGGUUCAUAUGAUGGUAGGAGGUUUCUGGAUGAGGGAUUCUCUAGGGACAACAUCUAUCCUAGGGGCACCUUUCAUAGGGACAUUCUUGAGAGGGAUAAUUGUCCACCUUCAGCAUCUGUUGUUGGUGCUUGGCCUCAACCAAGAAGAGGUUUUGAUGAAGAAUAUGCACUUAUUAGGGAACCUAGGCGACAUGACAAGCCAUACAUUGAUAGUUUCCAUGAGAUGGAUGGUUUUCGUGAAGCUGAUAAGUAUCGUGAGAUUGAUAGGUUUCAGGAAGUUGACAAGUUUCGGGAUGGUUAUCGCGGUGUUGACAGCUACCGUGAUGUAGCGAGUUACCGUGAUUAUGGGUUUGAUAGACCUGCUAGGUUUGGAGGACGAGAUCGUGAUGAGUUUGCAGCUGAUGAUUACGAUUACAGACAACGUAUUUCCCACCAGAGCAGGGAGGAUAGUCGUGAAAGGGAUUAUGAUUAUGGUCGAUAUAGUUAUGAUUCUGAUCAUGACAGAGGUAGUAGGAGGGAUGGUAGUUGGAGGAAGCGGGAGUCUCGUGAUCGUGACCAUGACCGUGACCGUGACCGUGACCGUGAUAGGAGGAGUCGGGAAAGAGAUCAGAGUCCGCAUAGGAGGCAUGAACGUUCACGAUCUCAAUCUCGAUCUCGAUCUCGUGGCCGUGAUGAUCGAUUAAGAUCAAGGUCACCUCGAAGUCGCAGCCAUGGUCGAAGUCAUCGGGAGGAUAGCUAUGAUGACAGUUGGCAUGAAAGGGGUGAGAAACGAAGGGAUCGUGAUGACAAACGACACCAUGAUCAGUCAUCAGUGGCUCCGUCAGCUACUGUUGUUGUGAAGGGUCUGUCACAAAAGACAACUGAAGAGGAUUUAUAUCAGAUUCUUGCUGAGUGGGGACCCCUUAGACAUGUGCGUGUAAUUAAAGAACGGAAUUCUGGCAUCUCUCGUGGAUUUGCUUUUAUAGAUUUUCCUUCUGUGGGAGCGGCACGUAAGAUGAUGGACGGAAUUGGAGAUGAUGGUCUGGUCAUGGAUGGCAGGAAGCUUUUUUUCGAGUAUAGUAGCAAGCCAACCGGUGGAGCAGGUGGACCUCCUUAUGGACAGGAUAAUGCAGUGAAAUCUCAUCAUAGAAUUGCACCACCAUCUGAUUGGAUGUGCACUAUUUGUGACUGUGUAAAUUUUGCACGACGAACUUCCUGUUUCCAGUGUAACGAGCCAAGGACUGAUGAUGCUCCUGCUGCAGAUAUAGCGUCAUCUAAUUCCACACAGUUGGGAAGAAAAGGAUCGGAGGCAGCAGGGCCAACUCAUGUUUUAGUUGUUCGUGGGCUGGAUGAAAAUGCUGAUGAAGGAAUGCUUCGGUAUGAGUUCUCCAAACACGCUCCGAUCAAGGAUCUUCGUCUUGUCAGGGACAAAUUUACUCAUGUUUCUAGGGGCUUUGCAUUUGUUCAUUUCCAUUCGGUGGAGGAUGCUACCAAAGCUUUAGAAGCAACAAAUGGAACAACCCUUGAGAAGAAUGGUCAAAUUUUACGCGUGGCAUACGCAAAAAGCAUACAUGGACCAGGGUUGGGUGCAUCUGGGGCUUCACAGUCCAGCAGCCUUGCUACUGCUGCUAUUGAGGCAGCAACAUUUGCUCAACAGUAUGAUGCUGUUGGAUGGGCCCCAAAAGAAUAUAAUCCAGAUGAUAAACAAUCCACUGGUGGGCAGGAGCAAAGAAGUGGUGAUGCAGGUCAAAAGGAUGGCUCAGCCCCCCAAUCUGGAUUUGUAUGGGAUGAAGCAUCUGGUUAUUAUUAUGAUGCCGCCUCAGGGUUCUACUACGAUGGUAAUACAGGUCUUUAUUAUGAUAGUAACAACGGAACCUGGUAUUCUUAUGAUCAGCAAACUCAGCAGUAUGUCCCUUGUGGUGAUCAGAAUGACAAAGCUUCUGGAAAGGCAGCAAAUGAACAAAAGGCAUCUGAUGGUGCUAGUAACAGAAAAGUUGUGAUAUCUGCACCUGCUGCUACAAUAACAUCAAAUGACAAGACUGCGUCAUUACCAGAUGCUGUCCAAGCUGCUGCAACAGCAGCUCUUGCUGCAGAGAAGAAAGAGAAGGAGAAAAUGAAAGAGAUACGGUUAGCAUCCAAGAGCAGUAUUCUUGCAAACAAGAAGAAAAUGAGUAAUGUUUUAAGCAAGUGGAAGCAAAGGAAUAAUGAGGGUCAGGCAGCUCGAGUUGUUCUCGAUGACAGUCAAUCUUCAGCUUCAAUGGAUGACAGGCCUAAUGCUGUGGGGCUGUUGACUAAAAACAAGUUCAGAAGUGAUUCUGUGCCAGCAAAGGAAAAUACUACAGCCAACUUGGGAUUUUCCUCUGCAGGUGUAGGCCAUGGUGCUAAUAACACGUUCACUACCCCAACUACUGCACAGACUGCGUCUGUAGUUUCUGAGAUCAAACCACAACCUGUUGGUAAUAGUUCGGGAGGCACAAUAAUGGGGGUGAUUAGAGGAUCUGGAAGAGGAGUUACGAAGUCAGAUACAAUGCAUUCAGGUUCGUUUGGUGGGCCUUCUAGCCCUUCACCUGCUGUUACAGUCACUGCUGGGACAUCAACAGUUAAUCUAGAGACACCUCAAACUCCCUUCAGAACGGAUGCAUCUGCACUAGGUUCUUACGCACCACCUGCAGCUACUGGAAGUGGCAAGCGAAGGUUCUCUGAGCAGCCAGCUUCUACUCAUAGGGAACAGCCUCAGACAACAUAUAGGGACCGCGCAGCUGAGAGGAGGAGCCUGUAUGGAUCAUCGUCAUCUAUUGGGGAUGAUGUCUCAGAUUUUGCACUUGCUGAUUCAAAUCGAGAUUUGACAUUCAAAAAAGGUUCUCUACUGGAGACAAGUGCAAUGCCUUUUCCCCCUGGGGUUGGAGGACGUGGGCCUGGAGAUGUUACCAGCAGCAUCCAGAGUUACGAGGUGAUUUCAGCUGAAAAAGCUAUUGAUGAGAGCAAUGUGGGUAACCGGAUGCUCCGCAGCAUGGGCUGGCAAGAAGGCUUGGGACUAGGGAAGGAUGGGAGCGGCAUAACAGAGCCAGUGCAAGCGCAAGGCAUGGAACAUAGAGCAGGUCUUGGGAGUAAGCAGAGGAAGGUGGAACCGAGCUUGGAAGUGCAGGCAGGUGACAGUUACCGAACCCUCAUACAGAAGAAAGCCCUUGCCAGGUUCCGUGAGAUGUCUUAGUACAUCAAGCUACUUCAGUUAGUCCAUGUGGAGCUCUUGCCCCUUCCUUUUUUUGGUUUCUAUUGACAUGCUAGCUUUCUAGCACACUGUAAAUUCAAAUUAUUUAAAGCUUUUCAAUUUUUUGUUGAUUUGAGUGGAAAUGAGCUGUUUCUUUUGUGAGC